AUGGCUGCCGCCGGGGCCAGACCUGUGGAGCUGGGCUUCGCCGAUCCGGCGUGGCGACUGCGCAGCGAGCAGUUCCCCAGCAAGGUGGGCGGGCGGCCGGCGUGGCUGAGCGCGGCCGGGCUGCCGAGGCCCCGGGCCCUGGCCUGCGAGCUGUGCGGCCGCCCGCUCUCCUUCCUGCUGCAGGUAUACGCGCCGCUGCCCGGCCGCACGGACGCCUUCCACCGCUGCAUCUUCCUCUUCUGCUGCCGCGAGCAGCCGUGCUGUGCCGGCCUGCGAGUUUUUAGGAAUCAACCAACCAGGAAAAACGAUUUUUACUCAUAUGAGCCACCUUCUGAGAAUCCUCCCCCAGAAACAGGAGAAUCAGUGUGUCUCCAGCUGAAGUCUGGUGCUCAUCUCUGCAGGGUUUGUGGCUGUUUAGGCCCCAAAACGUGCUCCAGAUGCCACAAAGCAUAUUACUGCAGCAAGAAGCAUCAGACCCUAGACUGGAGACUGGGACAUAAGCAGGCUUGUGCACAACCAGAUCAUCUGGACCAUAUAAUUCCAGACCACAACUUCCUUUUUCCAGAAUUUGAAAUUGUAAUAGAAACAGAAGAUGAGAUUAUGCCUGAGGUUGUGGAAAAGGAAGAUUACUCAGAGAUUAUAGGGAGCACGGGUGAAGCACUUGAGGAAGAACUGGAUUCUAUGGCAAAACAUGAAUCCAGGGAAGAUAAAAUUUUUCAGAAGUUUAAAACUCCCCUUGAACCAGAACAGAUUCUUAGAUAUGGCAGAGGUAUUGCCCCCAUCUGGAUUUCUGGUGAAAAUAUUCCUCAAGAAAAGGAUAUUCCAGAUUGCCCCUGUGGUGUCAAGAGACUAUUGGAAUUCCAGGUCGUGCCUCAGCUCCCAAACUACCUGAAGGCUGACAGACUGGGCAAGAGCAUUGACUGGGGCAUCCUGGCUGUCUUCAUCUGUGCUGAGAGCUGCAGCUUGGGUACUGGCUAUACAGAAGAAUUUGUGUGGAAGCAGGGUGUAACAGAUACACCAUAAAGGCAUCUUAAAGCCUUGAAAAAUGUUAAUAAUCUUUUAUACCUUGCAAUUCCAUUUCUGGGAUUUUAUCCUAAGGAAAUACUUAUACCAAAAAUAGAGGUGCAGAGAUGUUGAGGGAUUGCUUACACAGUGUCUACUUAUUAGUGAAACAAAAGUGUCCAGUGACAGGGAAUUAAAUAAAUUUUGGUACAUCCACA
Molecule: messenger RNA, 1220 nt
Organism: Symphalangus syndactylus (siamang)
Lineage: Eukaryota; Metazoa; Chordata; Mammalia; Primates; Hylobatidae
Product: programmed cell death protein 2-like
Cellular component (GO): cytoplasm; nucleus
Source: RefSeq, a predicted model, not a curated record